UGUGCGGGAGUUGCCUCACCCCGUUCAUAUCUAGGGAUCCAACGUAAGUCGGGGACUGCCUGUAUUGCAGCAUCCCUGGGCAGAAUCACUUUCCUAUGAACAAGAUGAGGAUCCGAGAGGAGAAGCCAAUUGCUGGGUCCAUAUUCCCCUAUGGGGGUGGGGUAGCUGUGGAAUCAAUGUCAGAGGAAAUCCCCCAUAGUGACACUUCUUGGUUUUUCUCUUUCCGAGGAAAAACUUUUUUUGUUUGUUUGUUUACAGGGAUGUUCAAAAUUGUGUUUGUGAGCUUAGCCUGACAGCAGGGGCUAGGUCUACACUAUAAUAAAGUGAUCAAGUAUUUUCCUAGCAUGGCACAAUAUAGGAUUUCUGUCUGCAGGGAUAGAGUUUUGGGAAACCGUGAUGGGAAAUUAACUCAUGCGUGUUCUGAAACCUCCACAGUUGUCCUUCUCACUCUUAAAAGCUGCAGAAUGACAUCCAUGUUUUGCGCUGGUUUAUCCCAUUCUGCCAUGGAUCAGGGAAGAGAAAUGGCUGCAGUGGAGCCAGUUCAGGGACUGGUGACCUUCGAGGAAGUGGCUGUGUAUUUCACCAGGGCAGAGUGGGCUCUGCUGGAUCCCUCACAGAAAGCCCUCUACAGAGCCGUCAUGCUGGAGAACUAUGAGAAUGUGACCUCGCUGGGAAACAAGGGUGGUGGCUACUGUUCGAAACACUCUCCUUCUUGAAGCAGUGCAGCACUUUUGGAUCUAAUCGGUGUGUGGGGUAAAUAAUCAGUGCAAUUGGAGCUGCGAGUGACCCGUAAGAACUGGGACAUGAAUGCUUGCAUUUCUCAAGCCCCACAUAUAAAGGGGUAUAAGCGAGACACCCUACAAUACAGAGCCAAGAUCAAGGAACUCCAUCAGGUCUAUCACAAGGAAAAGGAGACAAACAUCUGGUUUGGUGCUGCACCCAAAACAUGCUGAUUUUUAUAAAGAACUGGAUGGAAUCCUGGGUAGGGAUCCCAAGACCAAACCCCGGGACACUGUGGAUAGUUUUCAGAGAACAGAGCCAGAAAUUCUUGUCCUGGCUACACGAAACAAAUUGAUGAAGAGACUGAAGAGGGCCAAGAGGUGAGGGUCAGUCUGGUGACAUCCUGAGCACCCAGCAGCAAGGAAUUUGUUCUCAAAUUUGUGAGGAUGCUCAGCAAUUCAUCAUUGAAGAGACGCCACAUGUUGAAGCAAUGGAAGGGACACAGGGUACAUUAGUGUGCAGGCAUUGUGGGUUGGGGCUGAGCAAGUGGUGAACAUGCAGGGCAGUACAGAGGUGGUGCCCUAGUGAGUAGUGGCUGUGCAAGCACCUUGGAUUGGGGGCUGAGUGGGCGGUGGCCAUGCAGGCCGGUAAACUGCUCUGUGCAGUUGGAGAGGAGAGAGUGGCCAUAUGGAAUGACCAGAGGCUAUAUUUCUAUGAGCUGGCCAGCCCUCCCUGUGUCUUGUUUAUGGCCAAACACAGCACUGAUACAUGCAUGAAUAGUGUUGGAAACCAAAAAUGUAGACACCACGUAGAUUCAAGCAUGAGGGUUUAUUACACACAGCGCUGGUGGAGAGCCACUUGGGCUCAGUGAACACUGCCAAACAAAUAAUUACAAUAGACUAUUUUGGGAGCUGAUGGGUGGAGGGAAACGAUGAGGUGGGAGUUCUCGAGCCCCUGGAUAGGUUCUAGCAGCAGGGCAUUAUGUGCACAGUAGGGGUACGUCUAGACUACAUGCCUCUGUCGCCAGAGGCAUAUAGA
This is a messenger RNA of Pelodiscus sinensis (Chinese soft-shelled turtle), 1758 nucleotides long. Lineage: Eukaryota; Metazoa; Chordata; Testudines; Trionychidae. The record is from RefSeq and is a predicted model, not a curated record.